AUGGCAUCGCUGGCUGUUGACGGCCGCCACCCGGGACGAUGCGAAGAGGUUCUACUGGGGCUGCACAAGUACACCAAGACAGACAAUGCAAGCAUCAAAUCUGUCCAGGCCGAGACCAUGGAAUGGUGGAACUACGACGCCAGUGACGGCUUCAGUCUCCAGAAACUCUAUAAAUGGAUCCAGCAGAAGCAGACGGACCAGUACAAGAACAUCCAAGAACUUACCGACACCCGCGAGAGGACCCUUCUCACCAUACUGCCGGAUACCAACUUUGGAGACAGAUUCUGGCUGGUUCUGCCCGGAUUUCAGGAUACGUUGAUUGAGGAUCUGUGGGAGGAUUGA
Aspergillus aculeatinus CBS 121060 is the source of this 342-nucleotide messenger RNA. RefSeq lists its product as uncharacterized. The record is from RefSeq and is a predicted model, not a curated record. The coding region runs from base 1 to 342 and encodes 113 amino acids. NCBI's taxonomy places the organism in Eukaryota, Fungi, Ascomycota, Eurotiomycetes, Eurotiales, Aspergillaceae. The transcript has a single exon.